This is a messenger RNA of Triticum aestivum (bread wheat), 1002 nucleotides long. Its product is annotated as DNA (cytosine-5)-methyltransferase CMT1-like. The coding region runs from base 1 to 1002 and encodes 333 amino acids. Gene Ontology annotation, cellular component: nucleus. The record is from RefSeq and is a predicted model, not a curated record. Gene Ontology annotation, molecular function: DNA (cytosine-5-)-methyltransferase activity; DNA binding. Gene Ontology annotation, biological process: negative regulation of gene expression via chromosomal CpG island methylation. The transcript has 12 exons. NCBI's taxonomy places the organism in Eukaryota, Viridiplantae, Streptophyta, Magnoliopsida, Poales, Poaceae.
AUGUAUUACUCAGUCGCAUAUUCUACGUUUGCAAAUCUGCCACCAGAUGUAGAAGAUGAUGGUGUAUCAAGCAGCGAAACAACAUCAUAUAUUUCUUGGGAUAAUGUUGACACUCCCGAUGGAAAAGCAGUGACUAAACUUGCGGGAUGUGGCGCCAUGUCAACUGGGUGUUACAUGGGUGCUGCAUUGACUGGCAUAAAUUUAAAGAAUAGAUGGGCAGUGGAUACAAACGAACAUGUUUGUAGUGCUGUAGGGGAUAACCACCCAUGCACAAAGACAUAUGUUAGGGUGAUCCAACAAAGAAUGAUCAAGUACGCCUCUGGUUUAAGUGUUUCUCCUGAGUCUAUUAUAGAAUUUGUUGAGAGUGGAUAUAGGGAGGGUAUUUUGCCAUUACCUCAAUAUGUCGUUGCAUAUGACAAAACAGAAGAUAAGCACUUGAAGAAAGCUCUUGUCCUUCGAGAUGCAAUAUCCGAUUUACCGAAGAUGAAGGACUACUCAUUUGCUGAUGCUGCUCCCGUGGAAGGCAAACUGUUUGAUCAUCAGCCGCUAAAACUAAACAAAGAUGAUUAUGCAAGAGUGCGGCAGUUUCCUGUGAAAAAGGUGCCUGGCUAUGCCAUGAGUUUCAUGGAAAGGAAGUCAUCAAAACCAUUCAGGCGCGUAUGGUGGGACGAGAUUGUUCCAACUGUUGUCACCAGAGCCGAGCCUCACAACCACGUCAUCUUGCACUCGACGCAGGACCGGGUCCUGACCAUCCGCGAGAAUGCGAGGCUGCAAGGCUUCCCAGACUACUACAGGCUCUUUGGCACUAUAGAGCAGAAAUAUACUCAGGUCGGCAAUGCGGUUGCCGUCCCAGUCGCUCGAUCCCUCGGGCGUGCUUACAAGGGUGAAAUCGACGGAGACCGGCCCCUGUUCGAACUACCCGAGAGUUUCAGCCUUUUGGAUCAAGCGUCUGCCACAAGAUCGCCCGCAGGAGUAGGAAUUCUCAGCGGCGAAGUAGAAUGA